Drosophila suzukii is the source of this 1717-nucleotide messenger RNA. RefSeq names its product Quiescin sulfhydryl oxidase 4 (gene Qsox4). Gene Ontology annotation, cellular component: Golgi membrane. Lineage: Eukaryota; Metazoa; Arthropoda; Insecta; Diptera; Drosophilidae. The record is from RefSeq and is a predicted model, not a curated record. Gene Ontology annotation, molecular function: flavin-dependent sulfhydryl oxidase activity; protein disulfide isomerase activity. Gene Ontology annotation, biological process: protein folding.
UAACAAAGAUCGUUUUGAAAUGAAUAGAUAUUUAUAUUAUUCCCCGGCUAUAUCACUUUUGCUGUGCAUUCUGCUCUUCUCCUCCGGACCUGCACAGUUUCUCUAUAAUCCGGAUGACAAUGUGGAGCAGCUGGAUUUCGCCUCCUUUGAAAGUGGACUUAGUGAGCCGUCAACGGGAAAGCUAGUGAAGUUUUUCAAUGGAUUCUUUAAGGACAGCCAACAAUUUAUGCCCGCAUUUAGAAAGCUAUCCCGAAAGCUUUACAAGUGGAAGCGUAUACUGAAAGUACAUGUGUUCGAUUGCGCGAAGGACGAGAACCUUAAGAUCUGUCGUAGUUUCAUCAUCCGUAGUACCCCAACCCUGCGUUACUUUCCUACGGCCUACCAUCGAGACCCAGAAGAUCUGGGUACCGAGAUCUCCAGUCGUAAUGUAAAGGAAAUUGAGUCGGAGUUGGCCCUAUAUCUUGCGGAACUAAAGUACUUUAAAUUGUUUUCGAGGGAGGACAAUGUGAAGGAUAUUUUUCGGGACCAUGAACACGUAAAGUACAUUGCCAUGGUUUUCCAGAUGUGCCUUUUUAACUUCAUGCCGCACUUUGAAACGGGGAAUUCCAUGGAGGAAAAGCAGGCUUCCCUGGACGACUGCAACAAGGAUAAUCCAAUAGUUGCGACCAUUGGAAGGAACACCCUUUUGGAACUGCUGCCCUAUAAUGAAGUCGCUGUGCGUGUCUUCGAUGAUCAUCAGGUUUACACCAAAUUUAACAUAUCACCAGUGCCAAAUUUAAUAGUUAUCUUAAACCGGAAUAUAAAACCGCUGUUCCUAACGCCCGAGGUGGACACCAGUGAGGCUUAUGUGGCUGCCAUUAGGCAAUUUCUUGAGUUUUCCGACUUUAAGCCGCAUAAACCCUUAUUAAAAACCCUACCAACAAACAUUACUGAGGCCUUGCGUUAUGAGAUUUUCAAGCAACACAAAAAUCGACCUCAACAGAUCUAUCGAGCCGAUCUGGAACGGGCUGUUGACCAAAUACUCAACGUGGAACUCCCCAAAACAUCAAACUUUGUUGGAAAAAGGCUAAGUGUCGUUAACAAUUUCCUAAGGCAGUUAUACUACCUAAGUCCUCUAAAACCAGAGGCCAAAGAAAAGCUGAACAACCUUUAUAACUCGAUGAAAAUUAAGAGCAGAGUUUCCGGAGUUAAAUUUAAAGAGUUGGUCUUAAAAGCUUUGAAGAAUUACACAUUUGACGGAAAGCAAUACGUUGGCUGCAUUGCCUCUCGUCCUUUUCUGCGCGGUUUUAACUGCUCAUUUUGGGCACUAUUUCACUAUCUUACUGUGGAGUCUGAAUCCUUUCAUGCGGGUGCCGUCGUACAGGUCUUCAACGGCUUUGUGAAAUUCUUCAUGGAUUGCAACGAUUGUCGAAACAAUUUACGGGAGUUUAAGAAGAUCCGACCACUUUCUGAUGUGACCCAGAUUGAUCAAGAAAUACUAUGGCUGUGGGAGGCCCAUAACUAUAUCAACAAGCAGUUGGCCGGUGGUUCUAGUGAGGAUCCAAAAUUCCCGAAGAUUCAGUUCCCAAGCGAAAGAGAUUGCCCCAGCUGUCGGGACAACCAAUCAGAGUGGCGCACUGAUGAAGUGCUGAAGUAUCUGAAGAGCAUAUAUUCCUUGAAAAACCUAAGUUGGUUCGGAAUGGCAUCUGCCAGUGCUUACACUUACUCUGAUUCCUAA